GAUUACCAUGAUAGUGCCACUAGAACUAUAGGAUUUGGCGAAAACCAUUAUGCCGGAGAGUAGCACCAAUUCAAGCGUAAGUGGUAACUCUACUUCACCCUCCCAAGGUUCAUCCUCAGAAAGCACUCCUAGCGAUGGGGAGGGUAUAGAGGAAGGUGUUGGGAGCCCCUCGAUGGUAAAUGUUGAGGAGGAUGUGCUAGUGUUUGAAAAAUGGGAGGAUAAAAUCGUCAACGGCAGGCUGAGUAACAUCUGUAGCGCACCACAAAACAUGCCUAUCGGAUUUAGAUUCACUGUGGCACUUCACCAUGAAGUAGUAAAUGGCACGACCACUGUUAAGGGGUUGGAGAUACCUGUGAAAGCGAUAGUGUUUAGGUCGCUAUUCCUCUGUAGGUUAAGUAGUACCCAAACGAGGUGGUAUUAUAUUUCUGGUAGAGAAAAGAUGAUGCUCUUCAAGAACAUAAGAAAUAAGGUCACGCGUUGGAAGAGGCAAUUCAUCUUUGUUUGUGACACGCAAACGGAAAGAAUAAGUAACGAGCUGGCUAAUCGUAUUUCUGAGUGGCGAUCAGGUCAAACUUACAUGAAUUAUCCUACAUUGGUGCCAGACAAUGUGGAUCUGAAGAAUAGGCUAUUAGAUUAUGUAAAGGUGGAAGGAUUAGUAGACCUGGAGGCCUUGGUUACCCCUGAGCAGCUCGCGAUGUUUGGGUUUGUGGAUGUCGCAAACCUAUAUAUCGAAGGAGAAAUGAGUAAUGUGUUGGGUGUGAACGAGCUCAACGCUCACGGGGUCAUCGGGGAGAGAGCAACUAGCAUAGGCAAACAUGCUUCGAUGAACGACCAGCAUUGCCGCCUUGUAACUCGUCAUACAAAGGUUCGAGCUCCACAUCGAGGAUGGCGUGCCACUCAUUCGGCGGAGAAUAAGCUCUGGGGCUUAGCCCGUUUAACUCGCCAUGUUAAAGUUGUAUGUCGGGCGUUCAACUACAUGGUCGCACUAUUCAAGUGCGAGCAAGAAGCACACGAGCAAACUUACGAGCUCAUUGAAAGCUGCAAACAGUUGACUUCCAAGAAAGCGAGUUUGGAAGACGAGGUCAGCCGCUUGCAGAGCUCCAAAAUGGCCAACAUAGUUGCGUUAGCUGAGAGUCAAGCUGACGAGUUGGCUAACAAAGUUAACGCGCUAAAGGAAGAGCUAGAGAAGGCUCAAGCGGAGAGGGAAAGCGGGAUCCAAGCAGCAAAGGAUAAGGCCAGCUGUGUUAAGGAACGUGCCAAAAAGAACUUCGCCCGAGUUGAGGAUGCCUUGAAUAGGACCAAGGUGUCUCAUCAAUGUUCUGUGUGCAUUGCACGAGCUCAAAGGGCAAAGUGGCUAGUUAGGUCUAACAUGUUCCAAGAUGCAAUGGCCGUCGCCUUAAUGAAUACCACAACGAAAAUCUACAAUGAUAUCUGCGGAAAGUUGAAGUGGAAGCUGAACGAAGAUGGAGUGCCCACCUGGCCUCCAUCUGUUCUGGAAGAAAGGGAGGAUUUUAAGGGUUUGCCAAGGUUCGAUUCAUGGAUUUGAGAAGGGCCCGAGGCAGAAUCUGAGCCUUCUAGCACUCCACCAACUUCCCAGCCCACUGAUGUUCCAGCUCAUUUUUCUCCUGCUCAAGCUGAUGCGCCCGUCUCCGUAGAUUUGACGGAUGAUUAGUUGUUAGGUUUACAGUUUUCUUUUGUAUUUUUUAUGUUGGUCAGUUGACCUUUUUGAACGAUUUUAUCAUUGUCCAACAUAAACUUUACAUUUUUGC
Rubroshorea leprosula is the source of this 1769-nucleotide messenger RNA. The record is from the annotation of a GenBank genome assembly. NCBI's taxonomy places the organism in Eukaryota, Viridiplantae, Streptophyta, Magnoliopsida, Malvales, Dipterocarpaceae.